Messenger RNA from Benincasa hispida (wax gourd), 912 nucleotides. The record is from RefSeq and is a predicted model, not a curated record. Lineage: Eukaryota; Viridiplantae; Streptophyta; Magnoliopsida; Cucurbitales; Cucurbitaceae.
UCAACUUAUUUGCUUCAUUGUUGGUUUUCCAUUAUUUCGUCUGUGCAUAUUUUGACCUAAAUUUUGAUUGUAAUGGCAACCAAAAGCAAGAUCUUGAUUGUUGGAGGGACUGGCUAUGUGGGUAAGUUUAUGGUAGAGGCAAGUGCCAAAGCUGGCCAUCCAACUUAUGUUCUUGUUCGAGAUUCUACUCUCUCAAACCAUUCCAAGUCUCAUAUCAUCAACAAUUUCAAGAGCUUGGGAGUCUAUUUUAUCUCUGGCGAUCUCCAUGAUCAUGAGAGUUUAGUUAAAGCAAUAAAAGAUGUGGAGGUGGUGAUAUCUACGGUAGGUCAUAAUCAAUUAGCUGACCAAUAUACACUCAUCUCAGCCAUCAAAGAAGUUGGCCAUGUUAAGAGAUUCUUGCCAUCAGAAUUUGGGAAUGAUGUGGAUCGUGUGCGUAGUGUUGAGCCAGCAAAAUCAGCCUAUGCUGCAAAGGCUCAAAUUCGUCGAGCUUUGGAGGCUUCAGGAAUUCCCUAUACCAUCGUUUCUUCUAAUUUCUUUGCUGAUUGGUUCCUUUCAAGUUUGGUUCAGCCUCAACCUCCUACUCCACCAAUCCCACCAAGAGAUAAUGUUGUUAUCAUUGGAGAUGGAAAUCCCAAAGCAAUAUCAACAAGGAAGAGACAUUGCACCUACACAAUUAGAGCUGUGGAUGACCCAAGAACUUUAAACAAAAUCCUCUAUGUUAGACCUCCUAAAAAUAUUUACUCUUUCAAUGAUCUUGUCACUCUUUGGGAAAAUAAAAUUGGCAAAACCCUCCACAAUUACUAUGUUCCAGAGGAUCAAGUGCUCAAGAACAUUUCGGUUACUGAAUAUCCCCUAAACAUGAGGCUAUCACUUUAUCAUUCAGUUUUUGUGAAGGGAGCAUACCUAUUUUGA